CACAUUUAGUACCCAGUUGACAUUCCGCGAGCAUAGCCGUCGUGAGCUUAUCAUAAACACAGGCGCUUUUUAUACGCGUUUGGGAAUAUUGCUGCGGUUCAAUAUACCUGUAUUAUUAGCGGCUACAAUAUAACGAUUAUAAAUCAAUUUAUUUUCGUGGUGUUUGAUGUUUAUUUGCUGUGGCUAAAAAACCGUUCAUUGUUCGGCAACACAUACUCACAUACUCGUACAUAUGUACCUGUUUCAUACACAGAACUAACGUUAACAAAAAUAAGUAAAAAGUGUUGGAAGCACCGUAAACAAAACAUACAACAGUAAAAAUCUCAGCGUUCGCAAUGCCACAAAGGUCUACAAACUGGAGUUUCACCCGAAAUGGAUUUACAAAUAGAAAGCUGCAGCGCCAUCUACCGACUUUACCAGAUUGCUUGUUGCCAGCUGAUAACGAAUACAGCAACAAAACGAAAAGCAGCUGGCUACGUCAAAAGAUGGAAACCGAGAAGGAGGAAGCCAGAAAUUUGCAGGUUGAGUUCGAAUGGGUGCUCCGCGAGGAAGUACAUGCGAUAUUAAAACAAUUGAGGAAGAUACUGGUCGAGUGUGCUCAUCUCUUUCCAGUGCCGUUGUAUGCCAAUGAGGGCAAAAAGACUGAAAAAUAUAUUAUGAAUGUAGCGCCAGAAAAACUUCGUGCCAUUGUUACGCUUACAGGUGAUAGCAUCACCCAUGCUGAUAUAAGUUUUAAACUUGCGCGUCCACCUCAUCAACAGCAGAAAACCUGUAUUAAUCAAGACUCGCCAUGGAAGUUGCAGCAAGUGCAGGAUGCAGCCAAUCAUCUGCAGCAAGCAAUUAACCACAUUGAUGAUGUUGAUGCCACCUACCAUUUCAAAACGUCUGACGAAGUAAUGAACGUGGUAGGUAACAUACUGGAGGCGUUGCAACGUGCCCGCACCAGUUUAGUGAUACCUAAAAAGAAACCUAUCGCAGAUCUGAUUAAAAGUCGCAAUAUGAAAUCGCUUGCUCCCAACUUAUCCGAAGAUUUAGCAGUCAGUUUUUAUCUGCAAAGUCACAAACUGAUUAUGGCCGUUUAUCAACUAAUUACUGUACAGGGUACAAUGCGCUUUGACUCAUGCCAGGCAGAGACGACUGUGCAAUGGCUAAACGACGUGCUGCCAAUGCUUUGUGCCGGUCUUAAACUCUGCCAACAACUUAAAGACAAGAUAUCUGUUUUCUCGGUAUAUAAGGAUUUUACUGUUGAGUCGCGUUCACCAUCGGCGCUUUCCUAUUGACACACAUUGUUGUCAUAUUUGAAAUGUUAAAAUAACACGCGAUAGAAGCAGAGCAUUGAUCGGAUUUAGCAAUUUAUUUGAAUUUGAUUUGCUAUUAUCUGUUUGUACGAAAAUGUUCGAAUAUUUUAACGCAUUUAUUUUAUGCAAUUACGUACACUGGAACACAAAGAAGAAUCAAGAAGCACACAAAAUUACACAAAGUGCCUAAAAUAUAUUCGUACUUAUGUAUGCAUAUAAGUCACUGUUUUUUAAAGUUAACCAAAUGUGACAUUUAACAUAUAAAAAUGUAUUGAUCCUGGCAUUGCUAGCUUAAUUUAGUUAUACUAAUCAAAUUUUAUACAUACAUACAUCCGUAUACUAAAUUGAUAAAUUUAGUUUUAUUUGUUUUAAUUAGUUGAUUACUUUUUUAGCAUAAUCCUAAAUUUAGUUAAUAUUAUUUAAUAUUGCAUUACUAUAGAUACCGUGACAGUACUUACAAUUUACUCGCCGUCUAAAGUUGUGGUCAUUAAGAAAAUAAUAUAUUAUAAUAUAGAUGUUACAACAGCAAAUAAUGUCUGUUUUGCUUGAAAAGCAGCAAGUAAGAAGUAUAAUAAAGUUGCCUUUAUAUUCUGCCUUAAUUGUGAGUGAACUAUAUUUCGUAGAAAUAAUUUAUAAAAUUAUGUAUUAGUACGGAUACGAACUGUAAACACUAUUAUAGUGAAAGUAUUAUAAAUAAAAAAGCAAUUUAAGAACAAA
This is a messenger RNA of Zeugodacus cucurbitae (melon fly), 2015 nucleotides long. It is a transcript of the gene rogdi, whose product is annotated as protein rogdi. Bases 336 to 1280 code for a protein of 314 amino acids. NCBI's taxonomy places the organism in Eukaryota, Metazoa, Arthropoda, Insecta, Diptera, Tephritidae. Gene Ontology annotation, cellular component: RAVE complex. The record is from RefSeq and is a predicted model, not a curated record. The transcript has 7 exons.